Messenger RNA from Solea solea (common sole), 3114 nucleotides. RefSeq lists its product as uncharacterized. Bases 688 to 2343 code for a protein of 551 amino acids. NCBI's taxonomy places the organism in Eukaryota, Metazoa, Chordata, Actinopteri, Pleuronectiformes, Soleidae. The record is from RefSeq and is a predicted model, not a curated record. The transcript is spliced from 2 exons.
GACAGUGAGACCACACCCUGUAGACACUACACGAAACGUCAUCACUCUGUAUAUUCUGCUCUUUGAUUGAAUUAAUCAACUAGGUUCAAACCUCAUCAGUGGGGACAGUCCCACCACUCUGAAGUGUAAACAUUGUCUUGUUUGAAGUGUGUCUCAGUGCAGGAAGUAGACAAGUCAAGGUGGCUCAAUUGUCAUGUGAAAAGACCCCAUGGUGAGUAAAAGGUCCCCAGAAGGAAAUAGCCUUCCUGAGUAAAUCACAAUGGAUAUGUAAAUGUAAAGUGUCUGUAUUCUGGUGGGAUAUCUUGGAUAUAAGGGACAGAGCUCCCAGUGACCGGGGAGUUGGACUGCUUAACAGAAGCUCCCACACAUCAACUGUGUGUCAUAUAACUUCCUGGCUGUAUUUUUCUACCACUGGACAUUUCAAUAAACUGAUAUUUCCUCCCCUACAGUUUGGUGACCCUGACGUGAUCUCGCGAUUGCAGCAAGCAAAAGGCGAGCGAAGUCAACUCCGGCGGAUCGAACAAUGAGGUGUGAUUUCCUCUGUGUCUUCCUACAGCUUCUGUGGUGAGUACAAACUUACAGCUCUCAUAAAGAUUAAGGGAAAGUUUAAAUUCACAUAAACAUAUAGACACAUAGUAUAGAACGGAUCGACAUAUCCACUGAUAGAUCGGAGACCGUAGAAAUCCGAUGGGGGGAAAGGUAUCAACACACAACUCACUAGGACAGGGAUGUUCGAGUGUAGAGAUAGAUGAGCAAUUAAUGGACACAGUUGGUUUGCAAGUCUAUGAGACGUUAGUUCGUCUGCACAAACGUGGCGUAAGUUUGCAAUGGAAAAACAGUGAAAUUCUUCACUGGUAUUCAACAAAAGGUGUCACACUACAAUCUAAAAAUAAAUUUCACGAUCUCCCUGUAGCGAUUAUGUAUUUGCUUAGACGCAAUGAUUUAAACUCGAUAGCUGAGGGAGAACGUACUUUGGAGAACAUCCAAAGUUUAGAAAGACUGCGAUCAGAAGAGUUAAAAGACCUGAGAGCACAAAUUGAUGCAUUCCAGUAUGAUAAAGUCAAUUGGGCAAGACAAACCAAAACAAUGGAUGCAGAAAUUAAGCGAUUGAAACAAAAACUAAACUCAGGAAAGCGCUACACUUCCCAACUGGAAGAUUACUGUGGUGAGGCUGGCUUUCCAGUAGCAGCUAUUAAAGAGGCUGCCAUUAGCUUUAAAAGCCUAGACAACCAAAAUCAGGAGGACAGUGAAGAUGAGAACAUAACUCUCAUUACCAGGUGCCCUGUAACUCAGGAUGACACUAACAAUGAGAUAAGACCUACAACCUCCACACUCAUGGAGGCUGAAUAUAGCCCCCAGUGCGUCUCUCAAUUAAAACACCAAAGCCAAAAUCGAAUGGACACUCGUCUCAAAACAGGCGCGAUUCCCAGAAAAUCUGUUAAAAUAUCUGUUGUAAAAACAGUAAGAGACGCAAAUAAUGAUGUCACUACCAUUACCCGAGCAUUAUCAUGUGAUGAAACGUCAAAACACAGAGAAGUAAUCGGCAUCAUGCCUCGCCGCGGCCCGUUUCAAACUUACUGGGACAAACUAAUGCUUCAGGCUUCUGUGUACAAUCUGGAGCCCCGAGAUGUGUGGCAAAUAGUCUUGCUUACCAUUCCAGAAGAGCUACACUCUAAAAUCCCUCAAGAACUCCGAUCUGGAACAAUUCUUGAGAGACAGCUCGGAGAAUCUAUUGACGACAUUUACAGUCGUAUAAAAGAAGUCUUAAUUCAGAUGAGAGGACCACCACAGGCCGAGUGGCACAGAAUCCUCAAAAUUAACCAAUCAGAUACUGAAACCUUUGAGGCGUUUGCAGAGCGUAUGUGGGUAACCUUUAGAGAAUACAGUGGGGCAGAGGAUUGCAACCGUAACCAUGCAAUACUCUUACAAAUGCUGCGCAAUAAUGCUGGACCACACAUUCAGAAUGCGUUAGCUAUGGGCGGAGACCCACCUCAUAACACAUUCAACGCAUUCGUUGAAUGGGCCACAAAAAUAGAGCAGAGAUCAAAAACCCUAAAAAUGCACACCGUAGCCGCAACUCAAUGGGUAGCUGAGGGAGACAAUAAUGUCAUCAUUUGUGACUAUUGUCAUCGUCCGGGCCAUAAAAGAGAACGUUGUUUCAAAUUACAUGGUGCCCCACAGUCAAAAUUCAAAUUCGGAAAAACAACUGGUAAAUCUCUGCAAGACCACUCAAAAACCAAUAGUGUGAGAGACACAGAAACUACUAACAUCAGGGACACAGAUGUGAGUGGCCUUUACUCAGACAUCCUCGCUGCUCUCGAACAAAUAAAGAAACAAAAAUAGGGACGCGUGGCCUCCAUUGGGAGCAUUGUUUCCAGCGGUAACCGUGUAAAAGUAAAAUCUAAUCUUGGAGGCCGAUUAGUAGACAUUUUGAUUGACACCGGUGCCGCUUGCUCCUGCACAAACAUCCCACUACCCCUGACAAAUGAGACCAUUCAAAUCAAGGGAAUAGGUGACACUUUAAUGACAGCGAUCCUUACAAAACCAGUCCGACUUGAUUUAGGUGUGAUAGUGUUAACAGAGCCGUUCUGGUAUUUACCUGUUAACAGCGAGGGUACAGUCUUAGGGAUGGACAUAAUGGAAAAGCAUGGCUUUGUCAUCCACUGUUUAGAAAAACAGAUUGAGGUUAUCACAGACAAAUCUUCCAAGAAAAAAUCUGUCAGAAACUGUGAAAGCAUUAUGUCCAUCACCACCCAUGACCCAGUACAACAGCUCAUCAAUAAACACAGUGAUGCAUGGGCCAAUCAUGAUCAUGAUUGUGGCAUCAUUGAUUUUGAAGUGAGUAUUGAGGGAACCCCGCCUCGACCACAAAAACAAUUCAAAAUCAAACCAGAAGCAGAAGCCGCUGUACUUGACAUUGUUAAAGAGCUUGAAGUUACAGGGAUAGUCAGACAAUGUAGUUCAGCUGCCACCUCCCCAUGUUUGCCAGUACCGAAGGCAUCUGGAAACUGGAGACUUUGUAUUGAUUAUCAACACUUAAACAAAGCUCUUCCAAAAGCAACACCUAUUGUAGCCAACCCAGCAACAAUACUGACUAAAUUACCUGAUAAUGCA